Branchiostoma belcheri (Belcher's lancelet) is the source of this 10308-nucleotide messenger RNA. RefSeq lists its product as uncharacterized. Lineage: Eukaryota; Metazoa; Chordata; Leptocardii; Amphioxiformes; Branchiostomatidae. The record is from RefSeq and is a predicted model, not a curated record. Gene Ontology annotation, molecular function: protein binding.
UGACACGCUAAGAGGAUCAAGGGAUAGCUUGUGGUGUGGUUUGUGGCCGAUGUCAGUGGACAGACGUGUAUGUCCGCCAAAGGCUCGUAAGUUGUGACGCGAAAGUGCACCGGAUUGGGUUUGUGCUGGGAACCUUUUUGGCCCAAGUUCAAGACCAAAGGGCCUGCAUCCAUCUGUCUGACAACCGGUGCCGGGUCUGUAUAGCUGGGCUGCCCGCGGGCGCACACUUCUUUCUACAGGCAGGGGCCCGCCAUCUGAAGGAGAGAUAGACUCCUUACGUUCGGUAUCGGUGACAGGAUACUUCAUUCCAUAUGCCUGGAUUGUAGCGCCGACCUCGCACAGCGUACAGAUCCUGAGCACCGUUAUCACCGCCAGGGCGACUGGCUGUCACCGCGCCACGCCGCCACGCCGCAAGUCUCCCCAAAGACAGUUGCCAUGGCAUUAGUCAAUCACAGGAUGGAGUGGCCGCCCUCUACUGCACUGUGGCUGACCAGCCUCCUCCUGCUGACCACCUGGGCGCACGCCUGCCCACUGCCAUGUAAAUGUACGGGUACAACAGUCGACUGCUCCGAGCUGGAGCUGGACACUAUCCCCGAUGACGUCCCGAGAAACACAACCGAACUUUUCCUGUGUGGAAACAAGCUGACGAGUAUUCCAGCCGGAAAAUUCUCAGGCUUAGCGAACUUGACUGUCCUUUAUGUGGACAGAAAUCAGAUAACAGACGCAGGCUUGUCCAGAAAUGCUUUCCAGGGUUUGAGAUCACUGAAGGAACUCCACCUGACGAACAACUCACUUACUGCAGUUCCCCAGGCGCAACUGAAGGCGGUAACGCGAGAGCUGGUCUACCUGGAUCUAUCCGAAAACAGCAUUUCACAAAUUCCUAAGGGUGUCUUCUCCUCUUUACGGAGUUUACGGGAGCUGAAGCUUCGGAAGAUCGGGCUUCGGGAGGUAUUUCCGGAAUCCUUCAGUGGGAUGAACAGGCUAGAGAUCCUGAACCUGGAGUACAACGACCUGGCCGUCUUUCCCAGCGAAGCCCUCCAGCGCCUGCCGUACCUUCGCCGCCUGGUCGUCAGAGGCAACCCGAUAUCCGAGCUUCCCCCGGCUGCCCUGGAGGGCGUGCCGGCUAUCGAGUACCUGGACGCACGUAACAUGCACCUGAAGACUCUGACAAGAGGAGUGUUCACCAACCUGCCUCACCUCGCCUCCAUCUUCUUGUCAGGUAACACCAUGUUACAGACAAUCGACAAAAACGCCUUCCUCACGUUGGGAAGACUGAAGACGCUUGCCAUCGAUGACUGCGGACUGGAGACUCUGGACGAGUUCACGUUCAAGCAGGUCCCGUCCCUGUACGUGGUGACGAUGCACGACAACCAGUGGAAGUGUGACGAGAGGAUGUGCUGGCUGCGGGACUGGAUGCUGUCCACGCGCGUGCACAUCCCCUACAUGGCCAACAUCUCCUGCUUCCUUCCCGAGCGGAACGGCGGCAGGUCCCUCAUCACACUCACCAGUCACGACUGUGAGGAAGACAGCGAUGACGUGGACCUCAAGGUAAAGACUAAAGCUCAAACCACCGAGGGGGAUACAGACAGCAAGGGAGGCAACGACGAUAUGACAGAUGAAGAAGACUUCGACACAACGAAAAUAGAAGAGUUGGAUGAGCGGUCUUUCAUCGUAGGAGAAUCAGUUACGUACUACCGCGGGAGCAGUCGGAAGAAGUGUCCCCGGGGGUGUAAAUGUAAGAAAAGGUACGUGGACUGCAGCAGACUUGGCCUGGACAAAGUCCCGGAUAACAUUCCUCGCAGGACGACCCGUCUAUACUUGAACAAUAAUAACAUUACGAGCAUCCCCAGAGGGGCAUUUAGGUACCUGAAUAACCUGAAGGUUCUGGAGUUACAAAACAACUUCAUCACAAGCGAAGAACUGGCCGAUCACGCUUUUGACGGGUUGAAAAACCUGAAGGGAUUGUACAUGACCAAUAACCUGUUGACCGAGGUGCCCAUGUACCUCUCAGGUGUGUCUUAUCAACUGAAAUACCUGGAUCUCUCCGGAAAUCCCCUCGGCAAUGUGCCUUCGGGAAUUUUCCGAGGGUUUAAGAUGUUGAAGGAGUUGUGGCUUAGAGGAGUUGGCAUAUCAUCUUUGAAGAAGGGCACGUUCCGUGGAAUGAGAAAUCUGGAGGGUCUUUAUCUACAGUACAACAACCUCAAGAAAGUCCCAAAUGAAGCUCUAAGGCACAGGACAAAUCUCAAGAGACUACAUUUACGCGGCAAUCCGAUCGCUGACUUGGAUGAAAGGUCUUUCAAGGGACUUUCCUCUCUUGAAUAUCUUGACUUGGGGUACACCAAGAUGAUGGAUCUGAACGAAUGGUGCUUCUACAAACUGCCAAACCUCGAGACACUCGUCCUCUCUGGAAACCUGAAUCUCACGACGAUCCACAAGAACACGUUCUCACGCCUGGGCAACCUGAAGUUCCUGAAGCUUCAUGAAUGUGGCCUGAAGCGCCUGGAGCCAGACUUUCUGGAGGUGAUGCCGAUGCUGGAGUGGAUUUCCUUGUACGAGAACCCGUGGCGGUGCGACUCUACCAUGUGCAAGCUGAUGAGGUGGAUGGAGACAACGUCAGUGAGCAUUGCCAAUGUGGACAAAAUCAAGUGCUCUACACCAGAACACAUGAAGGGUACAGCCAUAACGCGGUUAAUGGACGCUCCUGAAGCGGUUCAGAUGUGUCAGGACGUACCGGUGAGUCCCAACGAGAUUCCCGGAGGUGGCAUUGACGUCAAACCGGACCCAAAUGUAGUACCGCCCACUGGCGGAUGCCCACUGAAGUGCAGAUGUUACGGGAACAUCGUGGACUGCGCAGACAGAAGUUUGAAGAGUGUUCCUGACGGCAUUCCUGCCAGCACUGAGAGGCUGCAUCUUCAGAACAACAUGAUCACAAACAUCCCCGAAGGCUCCCUGUCGGGCUUGGAGGCGUUGAAGUUCUUGCACCUUGAGAACAAUGACCUUACUCUACAGGGCUUGCCGCAGGGGUCUCUAAGCGCUCUGCCCAACCUGGAGGGUCUAUACCUUGCUAACAACAAGUUUAAGGCUAUUCCACCCGUCGUAAUGAGGAAUCUGGCUUACAGCCUAAAGCACCUCGACAUUUCCAACAACCCCAUCGGAAACAUCGCGCCUGGAACGUUCGACGACUUCCAGAACCUGAUGGAACUGAUGAUGACGAGAACCGGCAUGACGGAAAUAUACGAGGGCUCGUUCUCUGGCUUAAAAAAGGUGCAGCGUCUAUACCUGGCCUUUAAUAACGUGACGACCAUCCCAUACUGGGAGAUAGAGGACAUGCAUGAUCUGAAAGAGUUCUGCAUCGCAGGGAAUCCCAUCACGGACAUUUACGAGGAUGCUCUGAAUGACGACAUCGGUGUUGAGUACAUCGAUCUCAGCAGCACCAUGAUUUCUUACAUCCCAGAACGCGCUUUUGUGAAAAUGCCAAGCCUCAGCACCAUCCUCCUCACGGGCAACAAGAAACUAACCCACAUCCACGAGGGCAGUUUGAAAUACUGUCCCAACCUGAAGUCAGUCGCCAUUAGCAACUGCAUGCUAAAAUGGCUAGACCCGGCCAUAUUCAUGGGUGUGUCGUCUCUGUCAUGGGUUGCUCUACAUGAUAACCCAUGGGUGUGUGACCGGUGUGUAGCCGGGCUCGCUCAGUGGAUGAAUCAAACCCAGGCUUACAUACCUUACCGGAACAGGGUGACGUGCCAAGGCCCCGCAAGUUUGCAGGGAACAACUGUGGAUGAUCUUGAGGUGGACUCCCUCCAAGUAGGUCAGUGUGACAAGCCAGAGGAGAUGCCAGACAAGCCCAGACCACAACCGCCGCCGUAUCCGGGAGUCAUUGACAGCGUCACGGAUGCACCAGAGGUCAUCCCCACACCGGUACCUGAGCGGCCAACGACCGGCGUGACGUUGGACGGUUGCCCGAGCGCGUGCGAAUGUUACGAGCUGACGGUGAACUGCGCAGAUCUGGGGCUCACAGAGAUUCCAGCCGACAUCCCUGCUGCCACGGAGCGACUGUACCUCAACAACAACCAGAUCUCUGACGUCCCAGCGAACGUCUUCAUCGGGCUAGCUGCACUCGAAUUUCUUCAUCUUGAAAACAACAAAAUCACAGACGAUGGUAUCAAGGAGAGCUCGUCUAGCGGUUUGCCUCUUCUUGAGGGUCUAUACCUGUCCAACAACCUUCUUAGGCAGUUCCCUACGAUUCCUACGGACUUGGCGGAAGGUCUUCAGCGUUUUGACAUCUCAGGCAACCCGAUUCGCGCUCUGCCAGCAGGAACGUUCUAUGGCUUCUCCAACCUGAGGGAUCUCUUCGCCCGUCGAAUCGGCCUCACAGAGAUGCAGACCAACUCGUUCUUCGGUCUCGACAGUUUGGAAACUUUGUAUCUUGAGUACAACGAGUUAACCGUCAUACCCACCAUGGCCCUCCAGAAUCUACGAAAUCUCAAGAAGUUGUACCUCCGUGACAACAAGGUGACCGACUUGACUGAAAAAGCAUUCUUCGGACUGGACUCACUGGAACUACUCGAUUUGCGGUACAUGCUGCUGUCGAACAUACACGAGAUGGCUUUCGAAGGAGCGAAAAGUCUGAUGUCCGUAUUACUAGCCGGCAACGAGCGGCUUCAGGCUCUUCCUCGCAAUGUCUUCAGUGGCCUCCCUGAGUUACAAGUAAUCCAACUCAACAACUGCGGGUUUGAGUCGAUAGACGGUGGUAUCUUUGCCGACAUCCCCAGCCUGCAGAGCCUGACUCUCCAGGAGAACCCGUGGAGUUGCGAGGCGGCGCUGUGCUCGCUCAGACGGUGGAUGGAGACCAGCGAAGUGCGGAUUGAGGCUCGCGACAGGAUCGCUUGCUACAUGCCGGAGUCCCUCCGUGGGCAGACCGUGGACUCUCUCAGCACGGCCUCCCUGUGCCAGGGGCUGCCGCCGCCGGAAUCGUCAACUGGCGCUCCGGACAGGGAUCUGGUCACAGACAGUGAGACACCCGAGAAGACAGAGGCGCCUCCUGUUAGACCAUUGACAACCCAGGAAGAACGAGUGACCACGCGCCCAACCCAGCCGACUCCGACGCGGCCAAUGGUGACGGAAGGACGACCGUACCCACCUGUAGGGACCGAGAGACCGCCUGUCCAACCAGGGACAGUGCCAUGUCCGUCCAAAUGUUCCUGUAACAAUGACCUGGUGGACUGCGGCAAGGCCGGUCUGACGGAGAUUCCCUCCGACAUCCCGCCCAACACACAGCAUCUGUACCUGGACAACAACCUCAUCACAGAGAUUCCGGACGGAGUCUUCUCCAACCUCGCUCGUCUCCAGGUUCUGGAAAUCCAGUACAACAUGAUCACCAGUGAGAGGAUCGGCCGGCGCGCGUUUGACGGCCCUGCCAACAUGGUGUACCUGUACCUGACCGGGAACCGCCUGACACAGAUCCCGCUGGACCUGCCGGCAACGCUCGAGUACCUCUUCAUCGAAGAAAAUAACAUCACCGGUGUGCCCAGCGAUAGGCUGCAACAGUUCCAGGAGUCCGUGCCGUCCCUGACCUGGCUGUCCCUCCAUCAGAACCCGUACGAGUGCACCUCCGCCAGCAUGUGCGCGUUCCGCCGCUGGCUGUCCACUACUCGCGUCACCAUCCCCUUCAGAGAGAAAGUUGUCUGUAUGGAACCGAGCUCCCGACAAGGACGCCUGGUAGAAAACAUCUCCGAAGACGAGAUGUGCAGCGACGGAGUCACAGGAGUCGUCACAGAGCCGACAGACGAGAGGGAAGAGGAGAUGUCAGGUGACUUCCCAACGACCACAGAACCUUCGUUCCUCAUCUCGAGAACAACUUACCGCCCUCCGACAAGACCGCGUCCCAGAGCAACCCGACCGCCAUGGACAUCUAGCAGACCCCGCCCAACAUCCAGAGUGCCUACGGAGGGAGAGAUCUUCCCUGAAGCUGACGGUACGUGUCCCGAUGCGUGCCGGUGUGAGUACGAGUACGUGGACUGUAGCUAUGCUCAACUGAACGAAGUGCCAAGAAACUUGCCGUCCACCACGGAGCAUCUCUACCUCAACCACAACAAUAUCAAGUCCGUUCCAUCGAGGGUGUUUUCCAAUCUGAAAAGGCUCACAGUAUUGGAGAUGCAACAUAACCAGAUAACAAGUGAUCAGAUUGCAGAUGACAGCUUCGUCGGACUGGACAACCUUUUGUACCUGUUUUUGUCCAAGAAUCAGCUUACAGACCUUCCUGUCAAUUUACCGUACACACUACAAUAUAUAGAUCUGGACGGAAACCAGAUGCAGGCAGUCACAGACUCGAUUCUGUCCACUCUCAGCAACCAGCCAUCUCUGAACUGGGUUUCCCUGCAUGAGAACCCGUGGGCUUGCGACGCCAGGCUCUGUUUCCUCAGACAGUGGCUGGAUGAAACAGACAUGGAAGUUCCGAAUCGUGACAAAGUCUUGUGCGCCUCCCCGUCCUACCGUCGCGAGCAGCCCGUCGGCGGCUUUACCGUGGAAGAGAUCUGCGACACGGUGCCGGAAGCAGUGACAACAGAAGAACCGCGACAACCAGAACCAGAGAGGCCUAAGGCGCCGAUCGUACCCGAAGAAGGUUCUGCAGAGGGAUCGGGAGAUUUAAACCCCAUAGUAAAAACCCCUGAUCGCCCUGAUGUUCCCAUCUUCCCAGACCUGUAUUUCCCUACCUUCCCUCCAGUUCAGGGGAGGCAGAGAACUACUGUGGCGCCUGAGAGAACAACCAUUGCUGACUAUGACGAGGAAGACACCGGGGAAGACACAUGUCCAGACAGCUGCCGGUGUAUCGAAGGUUAUAUUGAUUGUGGCUACCAAGGUCUUAUCGAAAUCCCUCCCAAUCUCCCUGCAAACGCUUGGCAUUUGUAUCUCAACAAUAACAACAUCACGUCCAUCCCAGCGGGGAUUUUCAGACGCCUGUCAAACCUACGGGUUCUGGAACUUCAGAACAACGAGAUUGUGAGUGAGAAUAUCGCCAGCGAAGCCUUCAGCGGAAUGGAUAACCUCCUCUACCUGUACAUGUCCAAUAACCUGCUGACAGACGUGCCAAACAACAUGCCGAACAGUCUGGAGUAUGGCUACUUUGACUAUAACCAGAUAGGUAGCAUCUCCGAGGCUUCUAUGGGGUGGAUACUCAACAAAAAUCCGUCCUUGCAACUUAUUGCUCUCAACGACAACCCGUGGAGCUGUGACUUCCGCCUGUGUCCCUUGGUCAGUUGGAUCGAGAACAGCUUAGUCUACGUGCCUGACAUAGAUAGGACCCAGUGCUCCUCUCCAUCUAACCUGGCGGAAAGGAGCAUCGACAGCAUUGCAGAACUCUGUGAGCGACAGACACAAGGCGAGACGAAUUUGUUGCCAAGCGAACAGCCGGGUGCGUUCCUUGAACUUCCCUCUCCACGGCCGAGAGGGGGUCCGGCUAUCGACGGCGACUUCCAACCUGGACGACUAAACGGGGUGCCGACCGUACCCCCCACAACCACCGCCGCCGCCCCGCGCGCCACUGUGUGUCCGCUCGGCUGUACAUGCGACAACUACGGCUACGUGGACUGCAGCAAACUCGGCUUAACAAGUAUUCCAUCAGAUCUGCCACCUGAUACGAGACACCUUUACCUGGACGAUAACAGCAUCGCUAACAUCAAAGUAAAAGACCUGGCCAACGUACCACAGCUGAGGGUCCUGGAGAUCCACAACAACCUCGUCACCAACGACGGCAUCGAGCAAGGAGCAUUCAACGGGCUCCGCAAACUGGAGUACCUGUACCUGUCUGGGAACAGUUUGUCGUCAGUCCCGGUAGAUCUGCCCCCCACGCUGAAGUCCCUGUACCUGGACAAUAACUACAUCUCCACCAUCCCGCCCACGGCUCUGUCUCAGACUACCAACCUGGAGCGGCUCUACCUGGAGAACAACGCCCUGACAGACGACGGCAUCACCCCGGGUUCCCUGGCUGGAGUCACAAACCUCAAGUACCUCAUCCUGUCCCAGAACCGCCUCAGGUCGGUCCCGUCGGAGCUGCCCAAGUCACUAGAGGUCCUGUCACUGGAGGACAACAGACUCACGAAGUUACCGCCGUACAAGUUUUAUGAGCUACAGGACCUGGAAAGGCUGUACCUGAAUAACAACAGUCUUACUAACGACGGCAUCGCGGAUGAAGCAUUCGAAGGUAUGAUCAGUCUGGAGCGGCUGUACCUGUCCAAUAACAGCCUGAGCGCCGUUCCGUACAACCUGCCGCGGACGUUACACCAACUGUUCCUGCAGGAUAACCGCAUCACGGCGCUAGAACCCUUCACGUUCUCCACCCUGCCGCAGCUCAAGCGUCUGUACCUCAGAGGCAACCGGCUCACAGAUAACAAAGUCGCCGACCAGGCGUUUGAUGGUCUGGGAGACUUGCAGUUGCUCGACCUGUCCAAAAACAACCUGACCUCCAUCCCUGAUGACAUGCCGAGGAGUCUGCAGAAACUUUACCUGGAAGGUAACGAGCUGUCUACACUACCUCUGGGGGCCUUCAAGAAGGUGGGCUCCCUGACUGAGCUGGACUUGAGUAACAACCUCCUGCGCACAUCGGGACUUCACCCCACGGCGUUCUCGUUCCUCCCGCAGCUGGAGACGCUGGACAUGUCGGAGAACCUGCUGACCCUCCCACCGGACAACCUGCCGAAUGGACUCAGAUAUCUCUUCCUGCAGAGUAACGACCUGACCGCCAUCAAGCGCGACGCCUUCACCCAGCUCAACAACCUGAAGUGGCUGUACCUGCAGAACAACCGCAUCACGGACGACAAGAUCGAGAGCGGCGCGUUCGAACUCCUCCUGGAGCUGUACAGCCUCGACAUGUCCGCCAACUAUCUCACCGAGGUCCCCAGAAACCUGCCCGACUCCCUCGAGUACCUGUACCUGAAGGACAACGACAUCGGGCGCAUCCCCGGGGACGCCUUCUCCAACACGCCCAAGCUGCGGCUGCUCCAGCUGGCCAACAACUUACUAACGGACGGCGGGAUCGACAGGAAGGCGCUGGCGGACCUGCAGCACCUGCGCACUCUGGACUUGUCUGGCAACUUUGUGACGUCAGCACCACUCGGAGUGUCCGAAGAGCAAGUGGAAAUAACACUAUAGGGUUCAGUCAAGUUAUAGCAAAUCUCCAAAUACCGCCGGACAAAAGAAAAGACACCCCUAUGACUCGUCUGCAUGGGAAAUUUGAAAGAAUUGUAUAUAAAUGCGACAUAACGUGACGGCUGUUCUGACGUCGGCCAUGGCAUUCAAGCUUCUAUGAAACGUUAUGUGGGUCAUUUAGAGUCCAAAUUGAAAGGAAAUCUCUAGGGUACAGAUCAACACUAAUACACGUAACGGGUAUAAAAGAGACUGAAAGGCAGACAUUGCUUGGUUUGUUACGUUGGGGACAUUUAUCCCCCAGGUAGUGUGUAGGGGAUAGUCACCUGAGUUCUGACACUUGUAAAGUCUGACUAGAGGUUGAUCCAAGCUAGAUGUCAGACAGACCUCAAAUACAUACUGCUUGUGUUUUGUACAAUAUAGGUUAGGAGGUUUUGUACCUCAGGUCCCGUUCGUAUAUUCCCUUUGGCUAAUGAAUGUUACGCCUUAUAGAGUAGAUUUUAUCGUUCUAAUUUUUUUGUGCUGAUAGAACAGACUUAGCUUACGUACCUGUGUAAUGAAGUAUACUAGUAAUCCUCGGUAGAGAUAACUUGUUAGAAUUUCGUGGAUUGCAAAAAUACAGAAAUAGAGACAGAAACCUGUGCUGAAAUAAUCUGUGCUGACUUCUGUUCUUCGCAAUUCGGUUCUGUAGAAGUAAAGUGAGCGAAGAGAUGAGGAAUGACCUUUUCUUAAUAUCUGUAAAAUUGAUUAAUCAUUUAAAGCGUAUGGGUCAGUGGUACAUGUAGACGUAGAAAUAUGAUAUUUGUUCUAUGAUAUUGGAAAUAUCUUUGGACACGUCUAAAAAGUAAGGUUGAUGAAUGUUCAAUAUUAUAUGAUGUUUUCAUAUCUACUGAUUGAAAACGCUGUUUUUCUUACAUUUAGUGUAAGACAACAUGAAGACAGGAAUUUUUAUCAUGUUCGGCAAUAUAUUGGCGUAUAUAUAAGUAUAAGGACAUGUAGGUGACUAGAGCUCGGUAUGUAUGUGUUAUAUUUAAGUUGGGCACAGUACUAAUGUGGAAUGUAAAGUGAUGUUGAUUGUUGUUUUAUGGUCAACAGCGGUAAUUCUGUAAAUACACACGCGUACGAUCUCUGAAAUCGGAAAUAAAGUCAUGAAGGGCUAUUUCGUCU